AUUUCUACAGCGCUUCAAGUGUAGUCUUGAAUAACAAUAUAAAUAAGCGCCGAAACAUGAAACGUUUCUGCCUCCUGGCGCGAAAUACAUAAAAGCUUGAUGGAUGCUGCAAACCGCUCUGACUUCUACAUUGGUUUGGCACUUGCUGUAAGCUCGACUAUUUUCAUCGGUGGCAGUUUUAUAUUGAAAAAGAAAGGCUUAUUACGAUUGGCCAAAAAGGGCUCUACUAGAGCAGGUCAAGGUGGAUAUGCAUACCUUAAAGAAUGGUUGUGGUGGGCUGGGCUUAUAUCAAUGGGAAUAGGUGAGGGAGCAAAUUUUGCAGCUUAUGCAUUUGCUCCUGCCACAUUAGUAACGCCUCUGGGAGCAUUGAGCGUUUUGGUCAGUGCUGUGCUUUCGUCGUAUUUCCUGAGUGAGCGUCUGAAUAUCCAUGGGAAAAUCGGCUGUUUGCUGUGUAUCUUCGGUUCCACUGUUAUGGUGCUUCAUGCUCCGCAAGAAGAGGAGGUUGCUACUUUGAUUGCAAUGGCAGAGAAACUGAAAGAUCCAGGAUUCAUCGCUUUUGCUGUCUGCAUUGUUGUCAGCAGCCUGGCCCUGAUCUUCUUUGUCGCACCUCGCUAUGGUCAGAAGAAUGUGCUGGUGUACAUCCUCAUCUGCUCUGUGAUUGGUUCGUUGUCUGUGUCCUGUGUGAAAGGCCUUGGCAUUGGGAUCAAAGAGCUGUUCGCUGGAACGGCCGUUCUGAAAGAGCCGCUGUUCUGGGCCCUUCUCAUAUGCCUUGUGAUCUGCAUCAGUAUCCAGAUAAGCUACCUUAAUAAAGCCCUCGACAUCUUCAACACUUCUAUAGUUACACCUAUUUAUUAUGUCUUCUUCACCACGUCUGUCAUGGCUUGUUCAGCAAUCUUGUUUAAAGAGUGGCUUCAAAUGUCUGCUGACGGAGCUGCUGGGACUGUUAGUGGCUUUCUUACCAUCAUCAUUGGCAUUUUUCUCAUCCACGCGUUCAAGGAUAUAAACUUCAAGCUGGACUCUUUACCUUUAUAUCUGCACGUUGGCUCUCAAGACAGAACGUGGAACCAACCGUACAUUGCUUUGCCGACCGAAGAUAGGACUACUAUGAUCGAUGAAAGCGAUCUGACUAAACAAACAAAUGCAAAGAGCUUUUUUCCUGAGAGUUCAGGCAUAAGGAGCAAUGGUACAUUUAUUACCUAGCAUAAUAUCAGCAAAAAUGCUUAAUGAUUAUGUGAGUGACUACUAAAGCACAGAUGUACGCAAUCCAUUAAUACUGUGAGGGUAAUUUAAUUUGCAUCUUUUUUGUUUGUUUUAGCAUAGAAGGUACUUUACUUGCAUAUUUUCUGUCUAUAAUAUUUCUAUUUGCAUCUUGCAAUUUUUGAAAAAAUAAGUUUUAUACUGUUGAUAUUAAGAAUAACGAUGAUGUGUUUAGUAAUUUUAAUAAAAACAUCCUGAAGUAGCAAUAUAGUAUUUAAAAAAAAUCUGCUGUACAACAUCUUAUUAUUAAAUGUUACAUUAUUUAUUCUAUGAUCAAGCCUGUCUCGUUUAGGAUAUACAUACAAUUAUAUUCAUAUCAAGCACCUUUUUAAUGCCUCAUUUUUUCAAUAAAAUCAUUUUGUUAUA
Puntigrus tetrazona (Sumatra barb) is the source of this 1623-nucleotide messenger RNA. RefSeq lists its product as uncharacterized. Gene Ontology annotation, biological process: magnesium ion transport. Gene Ontology annotation, cellular component: membrane. NCBI's taxonomy places the organism in Eukaryota, Metazoa, Chordata, Actinopteri, Cypriniformes, Cyprinidae. The record is from RefSeq and is a predicted model, not a curated record. The transcript has 6 exons. The coding region runs from base 100 to 1200 and encodes 366 amino acids. Gene Ontology annotation, molecular function: magnesium ion transmembrane transporter activity.